This is a messenger RNA of Knipowitschia caucasica, 324 nucleotides long. The record is from the annotation of a GenBank genome assembly. Lineage: Eukaryota; Metazoa; Chordata; Actinopteri; Gobiiformes; Gobiidae.
AUGAGCAGCCCCUGUGCAGAGGCCUGGUCCAUGAGCAGCCCCUGUGCAGAGGCCUGGUCCAUGAGCAGCCCCUGUGCAGAGGCCUGGUCCAUGAGCCAGGCCCCCUGUGCAGAGGCCUGGUCCAUGAGCAGCCCCUAUAUUAUCGAUUCUUUUCUGGUCGUGUUUCUGGGCCAUAUCUCACUCUCGGCCUCAGUCCAUUACGUCGCGGCGAUAAGUGACUGUUUGAUGGAGGCAGACGUUCCGGCAGCCGUGAUCUCGUUAGGCCUGAAACCCGAGCUGCGAUGGUUCUUGUGGCUUGGAUCUUCAGGCCGCAAGCGGAGAUAG